AUGGGCCACCAAUUAUCAUUCUGGAUGUUCUUCUCUGUGAUUGCGAUGUUCGAAACGGACUACGCUUUCAGUGGAGUACUGGAAAGCACCGAAAGUGAAGUAAUUGAAGUUCAAAUGGCCGUCAUCCUUCCAAAAGACACUGACACACCGCCGGAAAUUCGACACUAUCCGUACAGGUUUGAAAUGGUGUGUCCCGCGAUCGACAUCGCUGUUGAAAGCAUUCUGCUGCAGAGUAAAUUUUUCGGAGAACGAAAUGUUAACAUCACUAUCCGAAAGGUCGAUUCAGGAUGUUCCAAUGCCGUAGCCCCCAUCCGUGCCGUCGAAUUUAUCACAGAGCGACAGGUGGACGUAUUUCUCGGACCAGCGUGUGACUAUGCCGCUGCAGCCGUCGCCAGAUUCGCCGCGCACUGGGCCAUACCUUUCCUGACGACUGGCGCUAAAGCAAAAGAAUUGGGCAUGAAAAACUUAGACGAUUUUCGCACAUUGACUAGAGCACACGGACCGUUUUUAAAAAUGGCCGAAUUCAUGAUGGAAAUCUUAAGAACUUUUCAAUGGAAUACAACCGCAAUUAUUCACAAUGACAAAGACGUUUCUCUGUACAGAGACUGUUGGCUGUUCGGUGGUGCUCUUUUUCAUUUAUUUCAACGAGCUGGAUGGUACGAUGGAAAGACGUUCGCUGGGUACCAGAAAUUCGAAGAAGAAGACGACACCGAUUACAAAGAAAUCCUCCAAGACGUCGUAAUACCAAACGGGAGAAUUGUGGUGAUAUGUGCGUCUGGAGAGGCUGUCAGAAAAAUCAUGUUAGCCGCCCAUGACCUGGGGAUGACGAAGAUAAACAAAGAAACUGGUCGAGCUGAAUACGCCUUCUUUAACAUACAACUAUUUGACAGUGCCUACUUCGGAGAUAUUGGUUGGAAGAGAGGAGAGGGUGGCGAUGGAAGAGAUGAGGACGCGAAGGAAGCUUAUCGUUCCCUGAUGACUUUGACUUUGAGAAAGCCCGAUACGACAGAAUAUCAAGAUUUCGCCAGAGAUGUGAAACAGCGAGCACUACAGGAUUACGGAUUUGACUACGAUAAAGAAGGAGAAGAUGUGAACAGUUUUGUUGGUGCUUUUCACGAUGCUGUUAUACUGUAUGCUUUGGCACUCAAUGAGACCCUGGAAGAAGGUGGCACCCCACGUGAUGGCCAUACAAUCACAUACAAAAUGUGGGGUAGAACUUUUGAAGGUAUCAGUGGCGACGUGAGAAUAGAUGAAAACGGAGACAGGGACGCAGACUACUCCUUAUUGGAGAUGACAGACAUAGAAAAUGGAACAUUCUCAGUUAUUGCAAACUAUUACGGUACUCGAAAAAAAUAUGAACCUGUCGAUGGAGUUGAUAUAGACUGGCCAGGAGAUACACCUCCAGACGAUGUACCGGAGUGCGGGUUUGAAGGGGAGCUAUGCGGUGAAAAAGAGCCAUUAUCAUUAGCGGCAAUCAUAUCCAUCGUGUUUGGCAGUCUUAUAGCUUUGCUAGCAGUAUUUGCCUUUUUGCUGUACAGAAAGUACAAACUAGAAGCAGCAUUAGCUGAUAUGGCUUGGAAGAUCAGAUGGGAUGAAAUUACUUUCAGCAUGAAUGGGCGGAAAAAGGGGCUCGGGGGAAGUUAUACAAGUCUCACAUCCAAAGAUUCGCAACAGUCCGUGUGGGAAACAAACCAACAAGUUUUCACAAUCACAGGAAUGUACAAGAACAAUAUUGUUGCUAUAAAGCGAAUCGACAAAAGAAGAGUAGAAGUCAACAGACAAAUAUUACUGGAGUUUAAACACAUGAGGGAUCUGCAACACGACCAUGUGACACGGUUCAUUGGUGCUUGCAUUGACCCGCCGAAUAUCUGCGUUAUGACCGAAUAUUGCCCUAAAGGCAGCCUGCAAGACAUUCUGGAAAAUGACUCCAUCAAGCUGGACUGGAUGUUCCGAUACUCACUUGCCUACGAUAUUGUUAAAGGCAUGCAUUACAUACACAGUAGUGUCAUCAAUUCCCAUGGCAACCUGAAAUCAACCAACUGUGUUGUUGACAGUAGGUUUGUGUUGAAGGUUACGGACUUUGGAUUAAAUCAAUUUAAAAAGGGCGAUGAAGACACGGAUCUCGAGUUUGAAUCUCAUCAGUACUUUCAGCGGUUAUUAUGGACGGCACCGGAGUUACUCCGAAUGACAGAGGCACCACUUGGUGGAACGCAGAAAGGAGAUGUUUAUAGUUUUGGAAUUAUAUUACAAGAAGUGGUUCAUCGAUGCGGUCCAUUCUACGUAUCUCACAUGGAUCUAUCACCGAAAGAAAUUGUACAGAAAGUAAAAUCUGGAAAUAGACCGUAUUUCAGACCAAGUGUAGAUAAAUCCACGUGUCCGGAAGAACUUUAUCCAGUGAUGGAGAAAUGCUGGGCACAGGACCCGGCUGAGAGACCAGACUUCAGUUCACUCAGAACAACGAUGAGGAAACUAAACAAUCGAAGUGCCACUGGUAAUAUUCUGGACAAUUUACUACAACGCAUGGAACAAUAUGCAAAUAAUCUGGAAAGCUUAGUGGAGGAGAGAACCGAAGCCUUCUACGAAGAGAAAAGAAGAGCGGAAGAGUUAUUGUAUCAAGUCUUGCCAAAACCUGUUGCAGAGAAAUUGAAGCGAGGGGAAGCAGUACAAGCUGAAUCCUUCGACAGUGUAACUAUAUUCUUCAGUGAUAUUGUUGGCUUCACCGCUCUUUCUGCGUCAAGCACUCCUAUGGAGGUCAUCGCUUUACUAAAUGACCUUUACACGUGUUUUGAUGCAAUUAUUGAUAAUUUCCACGUUUACAAGGUGGAAACCAUCGGCGAUGCGUACAUGGUGGUGUCGGGUCUACCCAUUCGUAACGGCGACUAUCACGCCAGAGAGAUCGGUAGAAUGGCGCUAGCUUUACUCGAUGCUGUUGAUACUUUCAAAAUAAGACACAAACCAGGCGAGCAAUUAAAACUGCGGAUCGGAAUACACUCAGGUAUGGUAUGCGCUGGUGUUGUAGGUCUUAAGAUGCCCCGAUACUGUCUUUUUGGUGACACGGUGAAUACAGCUUCAAGAAUGGAGUCCAAUGGAUUACCUCGGAAAAUCCAUCUCAGCAAAGAAACCAACAAGAUACUUGAGUCUUUUGGAACAUUCCACCUUGAAUGCAGGGGUGAAGUCGAGAUGAAAGGCAAAGGUAAACAGUUGACAUACUGGUUAGUUGGUGAAGAUCCUCCAAAGCAGAAAUAUAUAUCAAAGGCUAAUGGGCCUUUAUCGCCAAUUUCUACCAAGAAUAACAGAAACAUUGUAUAUGCUUAA
Messenger RNA from Saccoglossus kowalevskii, 3315 nucleotides. Its product is annotated as atrial natriuretic peptide receptor 2-like. The record is from RefSeq and is a predicted model, not a curated record. Gene Ontology annotation, biological process: intracellular signal transduction; receptor guanylyl cyclase signaling pathway; protein phosphorylation. Lineage: Eukaryota; Metazoa; Hemichordata; Enteropneusta; Harrimaniidae. Gene Ontology annotation, cellular component: plasma membrane. Gene Ontology annotation, molecular function: protein kinase activity; adenylate cyclase activity; peptide hormone binding.